UGCUAGAUGCGCGCGCACGCCCACGCCCACACUAGAGCCAACCAGCACGAACAGCGGGCUCUGCUCCUGCUCGUGCUCGUGAGCUGUGUCAUUCCAUCGUUCCUUCGGAACAGGGCGCCCGUGAUCUCCUUAAAUUCCCCCCGCUCCCCGAUUAAACCUGACACACCCCCUUGUAGCCUUGCACCCAGCUAGCUGCCGGUGAGGUGAGUGACCACCGCGACAGCCAACAGCACCCAUCGGCUGCUGCCAUUGGCGUACGUGCGUGCAGCGCAUUGUCGCGGCAAUGGCGGUGUCGGCGUCGUCGUCGGGGGUGCGGGCGCGGGCGAGGUUGCUGGCGUGCGUGGCCGUGGCGGCGCUGCUGCUGCUCGCGCCGGGCGACGUGGACGCCGGCCGGCAUGGGCACGGGCGGGGGCGGGGGCGCGGGAGCGGGAGCGUGGCACACAGGCAUACCAAGGGCCUGCGGCCGGGGAAGGCGAGGCCGUACCCGGCGAACGCGACGGCGGCGGAGGCGAUCGAGCGGAGGUUCACGCGGUGGGUGCGGUUCAUGGGCGGGCUUGACCACAGCGUGUUCCAGCGCGCGCUCAACCGCGCGCUGCUCCCGUCGACGCGCACGAUCGUCGUGGACAGGACGCCCGGGGCGGGAGACUUCACCACCAUCCAGGCCGCCGUGGACUCGCUCCCGCUCAUCAACCUGAUGCGCGUCGUCAUCAAGGUCAAUGCCGGCACCUACACGGAGAAGGUGAGCAUCUCGCCGCUGCGCGGGUUCGUGACGGUGGAGGGCGCGGGCGCGGACCGGACGGUGGUGCAGUGGGGCGACACGGCGGACACGGCCGGGCCCUGGGGCCGCCCCUUCGGCACCUUCGCCUCCGCCACCUUCGCCGUCAACUCGCAGUUCUUCGUCGCCAAGAACAUCACCUUCAAGAACACGGCGCCGGUGCCUCGGCCGGGCGCGCUGGGGAAGCAGGGGGUGGCGCUGCGGAUAUCGGCGGACAACGCGGCGUUCGUGGGGUGCAACUUCCUGGGCGCGCAGGACACGCUGUAUGACCACCUGGGCCGCCACUACUACAAGGACUGCUACAUCGAGGGCUCCGUCGACUUCAUCUUCGGCAACGCCCUCUCCCUCUACGAGGGUUGCCACGUGCACGCGAUCUCGCCGCACUACGGGGCGCUGACGGCGCAGAACCGGCGGAGCAUGCUGGACGACACGGGGUUCUCCUUCCUCAACUGCCGGGUGACGGGGUCGGGGGCGCUCUACCUGGGCCGCGCCUGGGGCACCUUCUCCCGCGUCGUCUUCGCCUACACCUACAUGGACAACAUCAUCAUCCCCCGCGGCUGGUACAACUGGGGCGACCCAACGCGAGAGAUGACGGUGUUCUACGGGCAGUACAAGUGCUCGGGGCCGGGGGCCAACCACGCCGGCAGGGUGGACUGGUCCCGGGAGCUCACCGACGAGGAGGCCAAGCCAUUCAUCUCCCUCAGCUUCAUCGACGGCCUCGAGUGGCUCAGGUUGUAGCAGCGGCCGGAUCCAGGCAGGGGCAACCGCAAGUUAAUGAGUAAUGACUAGCAGCAGAGUAACUUGGUUUGGCUGCAGCAUUUGCAGCUGAAUCCAUUACGAGCACGCAUGGCCAUCUCCGGCCUCCGGCUCCUUUUUUUUGGCUUUUAGAAGUGGGAUGUGAAUCACACCACAUCGGUUCGUUUUAACAGUUGUUGUGAGCUCUGACGAACACAGCAAACAGUGGCAUGCACCUUGUGUUCUC
Molecule: messenger RNA, 1757 nt
Organism: Triticum dicoccoides
Lineage: Eukaryota; Viridiplantae; Streptophyta; Magnoliopsida; Poales; Poaceae
Product: probable pectinesterase 53
Exons: 5
Coding region: 284-1513 (409 amino acids)
Biological process (GO): cell wall modification; pectin catabolic process
Molecular function (GO): pectinesterase activity
Source: RefSeq, a predicted model, not a curated record